Molecule: messenger RNA, 726 nt
Organism: Exophiala spinifera
Lineage: Eukaryota; Fungi; Ascomycota; Eurotiomycetes; Chaetothyriales; Herpotrichiellaceae
Exons: 3
Coding region: 1-726 (241 amino acids)
Source: RefSeq, a predicted model, not a curated record
AUGUCUUUCACGCUCAUACAUACCCGUCCAGAUGGGAACAAGAAGCCAAUCAGGAUGUCAAUUUUGGACGCACUCAGAGGAGUUCCUGAUCGCAAAUCCAAGAAAGCGAGAAAGGUCCAGUGUCCAUGCUGUGGCAAGGUGCAUUCCAGCGAGGCUCCGGCCAGUGCGGAGAAGAAGGAUGAAGCCCAAGCUGCCAAGGCCGCUGAGAAGAAAGACGGCGAGACUGACGACGAAAUCAUGAUACGCAUGAAGACCAAAAACCAGCACGCCCAAUGGACAGACAUUGUCGAGCAGCUCAAGGAAAUCAAAUCCGUUGGCGAGGCCAAAGCCCGGUACAAGGAGAUCACCAAGGACAGGAAAGAUGACGAGAACGCAGGAUCGGACAAUCAAACCAAAGGCAAGGGAAAAGAGAAGAAUCCCGACAAGGCUGCAAAGGACGCAAAAAACAAGGCUGAGGGCUUGAAAACGCAAAUCGACGCGCAGUCCAAAAAGGAAGCUGCAAAGGCGGGCGAGCAAGCAAACGCUUCUGACAAUGCCACUAACGACAAGACAAUGAACUGCCAGCAGCAAAAAGGAGCCACUUCAGUCUGCGAGCCAAACAUAUACAGGAUCUUGGCCGACAAAUAUGAUUCGAAGAAGUGGCUGGACGUCGCAUCGAGACAUUACGACAAGACCGGAGAGCGCAUCAGCCCUGAAAUGGCACGCCAAAGAGCCGAAGGCAGCUGA